This is a messenger RNA of Labrus mixtus (cuckoo wrasse), 3590 nucleotides long. Its product is annotated as inter-alpha-trypsin inhibitor heavy chain H3-like. The coding region runs from base 84 to 1943 and encodes 619 amino acids. The transcript is spliced from 13 exons. NCBI's taxonomy places the organism in Eukaryota, Metazoa, Chordata, Actinopteri, Labriformes, Labridae. The record is from RefSeq and is a predicted model, not a curated record.
AAAUAUUUACACAUGCUGUCCUUGUCCGUCUGAGUUUAAAAGGCCAUUUCAGCUGUCUUGCUUGCACUCUUGUAAGCCCCAUCAUGGCAAGAGCUGUGGUGCAAGUAACCCUCUUUGGGCUGCUGCUGGCUUUGGUAACCACACUACCAAACAAGGAUGACUGGGACAUCUACAACUUUCACAUCAACUCAACAGUGAGCAGUCGUUAUGCAACCACAGUCAUCACAAGCCGUGUGGCCAAUCGAAUGGACGAGUCAAAGGAAAUAGAAUUUCAAGUCCGGAUUCCCAAGAAUGCCUUCAUCAGUAAAUUCAGAAUGUUUAUAGAUGGCCAGGCAUACGAUGGGGUUGUGAAAUCUAAGGAGGCGGCUAAGCAGCAGUACACUGAUGCUGUGUCACAAGGCCAGAGCGCUGGGAUUGUCAGUUCUGUAGGGAGGACUCUCGAAGAAUUCAAGACCUCUGUGAAUGUAGCAGCUCACAAAAAGGUCACUUUUGAACUUACAUAUGAGGAACUACUGACACGCAAACUGGGCAAGUACGAGCUGCAAAUCCACGCCCGACCAAUGCAGCCUGUAAAAGACUUCAAGGUUGAUGUGUACAUACAUGAGAAAGCUGGAAUCAAUAUCAUGGAGGUUAAAGGUGGACUAAGCACCAAUGCCAUGGCUAAUGCCAUCACCAAAACACAUUCAGACACACAGGCGUGGGUGUAUUUCUACCCAACUGAGGACCAACAAAAGACGUGUGACCGCUGUGGAGAGCAAGGCAUGAAUGGAGAUCUGGUUAUUGUUUAUGACGUCAACAGGGACAACUCAUUUGGAGACAUCAAGAAGUCAUCAGGGUACUUCGUUCAUCACUUUGCUCCAUCUAAUCUUGCCCGAAUACCAAAAAAUGUGGCCUUCGUUAUUGAUCAAAGUGGCUCAAUGUAUGGCAGAAAAAUACAACAGACCCGAACUGCAUUGAUUCGUAUCUUGAAUGACCUGGCAGAAGAAGACCACUUUGGUCUGAUCACUUUUGAUGGCUCCAUUUUUCACUGGAAACGAGAGCUUGUUCAGGCUACGGAAGAAAACCUGGCUAGUGCCAAAACCUUUGCACAGCAGAUUCAAGAUAGAGGAGCCACGGACAUUAACCAAGCAGUUUUAGAAGGAGCACGAAUGCUGAAUGCAAAUCCCAGAGAAGGCUCAGCAUCUAUUCUCAUACUGCUCACAGAUGGAGACCCAACCUCAGGGGUGACAAAUCUGGAAGUAAUUCAGUCAAAUGUAAGAAAGGCUAUUGCAGGUAAAUUCCCUCUCUACUGCCUCGGUUUUGGUUUUGAUGUCUAUUUUGAGUUCCUUGAAAAGAUGUCACUGCAGAACAACGGUGUGGCUCGACGGAUUUAUGAAGACUCUGAUGCUGAGUUACAACUCAAGGGUUUCUAUGAAGAGGUGGCAACUCCUUUGUUAACAGAUGUGACAAUGGUUUAUGAGGGUGGGAUUAAUCUAACCCAGACUAACUUCAGCCAGUAUUAUAAUGGCUCUGAGAUUGUUGUGGCAGGUCAGAUCACUGACAACGACAUCGGAACCUUCACUCCACAAGUUGUGGCUGUUUCGAGAAAUAGAAAGGUGGUGUUUCCUGGAACAAAUGUUACAGUGGAGUCAGCCGAUGUGUCUGACAGUAACAUCCAGAGAGUUUGGGCCUACCUCACAGUAAAACAGCUUCUAGAGAAAGAACUGCGGUUAUCUGGACCAGAGAAGGAGAACGCUAAGAAAGAGGCCUUGGAGCUGUCGCUGAAAUACAGCUUUGUGACCCCACUCACAUCCAUGGUGGUCACCAAGCCUCCUGGGGAGAGCUCAGAUGUGCUCCAUAAACCCAAGGAAGGUGAAGCACCUCAGACCCCAACCUCUAAUGCGGGGCAUUACGUACCCGUGGCUAUUCCAGGUAGUUCUGGAAUGUUGUUUGAUGGUGAGUAACACAAAUGUGAACAGAACAGCAAACACAGUGCAAAACAGCAAAUUAAUUGUAUAACUAUAAUUUAAAAUGUAAGUGUGGAUUUCAACAAAAUAAAUUAUGUGACUUAACUAAUCGACAAUUAAUAAACACUUCAUUAAAUAACUUAUUAUUAAUUCACAGUUUUCAAUUAAAUAUUUGAUAACAAGUUCCUUUUAACAAAUAAAAAAAUCUAAUGAUAGGCUUUGUGAUUAAUCAAUCGCAAAUUUAAACACUAUUUACAAUUGGUUAUGUCUACCUUUAUAAUGUAAUUGUACUCUAUUCUUCUCUUAAUUAAGUGUUCACUUAAAUGCUCCCUUUAUUCCCUGAAACUGUAUCUAAAAUCUGAUUACCUUACCAACCUUCCUCUCCACAUACACACACAUGCUAGCUGAGGAGGAUUAUUGUAAAUGACAUGAUCUAUAAAAUGAUCCAAAAGAACAUGAUGUUUAUAUGGGGUAGCUUUGGCUCAGCGGUAGAGUCAGUCAUCUCUCAACAGGAAGGUCAGGGGGUCAAUCCCCAGCUCCUGCAGUCAAAUUUCAAAGUGUCCUUGGACAAGACACCUAACCCCAUUGUGCCCACUGUAUGAAUGAGAUUAGUUAAUACACAAGUCUCUGCCUUCAGUGUGUAAAUGUGGUGUGAAUAGGAGAAUGUGACCUGAGCUGUAAAAAGUGUAUUGAGCAGUCACAAGACUAGAAAAACGCUACACAAGUUCAAGUCCUUUUAACAUUUUACACAUGUCACUGAUCAUAUGCCACCGUUUUGUUAAAAGGAAACUCAUUCCCACAAAUUUAAUUGGCUUUUAGUUCAGAUUAUUUUGUCGAACUGAAGCUAAUCAACUAAUCAGAUUGAAGAAGUUCAUGAAUUGAAUGAAUGUUUUUUAUUUUGGUUAUUCAUUAAAUAAUAUCAAGAGUUAAAAAUAUUUAUGUAAAUAGUCAACUUACAGAAACAGAAACAAAAAACUUCACAUGCUUAAACUUGUCCAUUUCACACAUUAAAAUUCAAAUAAAUCAAUGACCAAAACAGGAAUAGGCUGAAGUCCAAGGCUUAUUUCUGCCUAUCCUGUAAAAAUCCUUCAUAUAAGUCAGAACAUAAACAAUCCAACAAAAAUAAAACAAAAACAAAUGCAGAUAAACUCUAAAGUAUUUCUUAAUUAUUCAUAAUUUCACGUUGUAAUCAUUAAUUAAUUUGCAUUUUUAGUUGUUUUUUUUAACUCAACAGAGAACUAAACAAUUUGAACUCGUCACUAUGGCUGUUCCAUAAUUUGACUCCCCAAACUGAGGCGCAUCUAUGUAUUUUAUGUUGAUUCUCGCUUUGCAUGUUACAAACAUACAUGACCCUCUUAAAUUAUAAUUGCCUUCCCGUAAUUUAAAAAAAUGUUGAAUAACAACAGGAAGACUUUUAUUUUUAGAUCGAUGAAGUAUUGUUAAUGUUUUUAAAUACACGAUAUCUACAAAUUUAAGGGUAGAAGACCUUAUGAACAAUGGAUUAGUAGAAUCAUAGUAACCAGAUUUGUUUAUGACUCUUACAGCUCUUUUCUCGAGUUGAAUUAUUAUUAACUCUUAAUAAAGAUGAAAAGUAGGAAAAAAGAGAACAGUGAACAUGUAGAAGUCAUAGGAAGUUAGAAAUAA